AAAACCCAUAACACAAUUAAAAUAUGGAAAAACGUUCGUUUUCUCAAACUAUUUCAUGCUAGCAUCCAAAAUGUACGAGAUGUUAAAUUAUAAAAAUUUAAGUCUUUUAUGCGAAUACCAGGCCGUGGCAAGUGCGAAUUUCUACUCUUCUAAAAAAGUAGGUCAGUUUAUUGGAAGAAAAUUUUUACCCAUAACAACAUAUUUCCUAUAUCUCAGAAUUUGUGGAUCAAUUGAUUGGGUCUAUGGUAAAUGUACAAAAAUUGGACAAAAGGAUCAUGAUUGUAAUACAACUAGUACUAGUAAUAAGUGUGAGACAGGAAGUCCUAUGCCACAAAAUUUUUUUUUUAGUACCUUCCUUGCUGCUCCAGCAGCCCAAUAUUUAUUUUUUUAUUUUUUCACGAAUUUAUACCUGGAUGCAGGCAAACAUUUCCCUGGAGGGUUUGGUCCUGCAGUAAAAGAACAAACAAAACAUGUUAGUGAAAAAACAUACGAGCGGAAACCAUCAGUUCAUAGUUUUAAUAGAAAUUUUUUCAUGGAACUGACGAACGGGUUCAUGUACGCCUUUUGUUUUUUCGCAGUUUUUCCUCUAUAUGCAUAUUAUGAAAAUAUUCAUUUUUAUAUUACGAGCAAUUUCCGUUUCUUGGAAAGAUAUUAUAGUGUAUUCAAUAAAUAUUUGAUAAAUUUUGUACGAACUAAACUUAAAGAAUUUACAAGUGAUAUUCUUAUAAAAUACGAACGUGAAGCACAUUUAAGUAUGAAAAAGUAUGGGUAUUUGGGUGAAGUUAUUGCGUCAAGAUUGUCGUCCAAAGAUAAAAUCAUGAAUUAUUUGCACGAAACGAACGAGGAGACCAUGAAUAAUUUAAGAAGAUAUGAUAUGGAAAAUGCUUUUAAAAACAAAAUGGUUACUUAUGUGGAUGAUUUUGCUUUUUUUGAUGAUUGUGGCAAAAACGAACAAUUUUUAAAUGAAAGAUGUGAUUACUGUCCUGUCGUUGAAGAAGUGGAAGAAACACAAUUAUAUACUGCCGCUCAUGAUACAACCACUGAACAUAUUACAA
Messenger RNA from Plasmodium gaboni, 1055 nucleotides. RefSeq names its product cytoadherence linked asexual protein. The annotation marks the transcript as partial. The transcript has a single exon. Lineage: Eukaryota; Apicomplexa; Aconoidasida; Haemosporida; Plasmodiidae. Gene Ontology annotation, biological process: adhesion of symbiont to microvasculature. The record is from RefSeq and is a predicted model, not a curated record.